Messenger RNA from Hyposmocoma kahamanoa, 2232 nucleotides. RefSeq names its product heparanase. Gene Ontology annotation, cellular component: extracellular matrix. Lineage: Eukaryota; Metazoa; Arthropoda; Insecta; Lepidoptera; Cosmopterigidae. Bases 1 to 2232 code for a protein of 743 amino acids. The transcript is spliced from 9 exons. The record is from RefSeq and is a predicted model, not a curated record.
AUGUUGAUUGCAUCUUUGGCCGCUUUGACGUACUCCCUCGUGGUAAUGAUGUGGGGAUGUAUCACUUCCACGUGGGUGUUGGAGCAUCGCAACAGCAUUGUUGUGAAGAUCGGCACCGAAACAUAUGCAAAUGUGGUUGACAGCCGGUUUUUAAGUUUUACCGUCGACCCUAUGUAUUUGUUUGCUAAUAGUGAAAAGUAUAAUAGUCAAGAAUCAGUGUGUAUGGCGUCAUCGCUUACACCUGCAUACAUCCGGAUAGCAGGUCCCUCCACAUCACAUCUUUCUUUUACUAACUCCACAAUCACAUACACAAACCUUAAUAAUCAUGAAAAACAAAGAUUAGAAAUAAGCCCUGGACAGUGGAAAAAGUUCGUUCAUUGGGCGAAAGAUAAAGGUUUCGAUUUAGUAUUUGCAUUGAAUAAUGAGGACAAGAAUCCUGCGGGACUAUGGGAUCCUAAUUCGGCUUUGGACGUGUUUAGUAUGGCAGCAAAGGCUAAUGUUAGCGAGAUAUAUUGGCAGUUGGGCUAUGAAUGCUCAAACCAAUCAGUAGAUGAGUACUUAAAUGACCUGGAAACCCUGCGCGUCAUGACAGAGACUUUCGCAUCUCAAUGGCGCACAGUUGGUGGUGAUGUCAGUAAAUGCCUUCACACGGACUCUAAGAGUGACUUCAUUGACUACGUUACGCUCAGCGAAGAUAUGAUGGACGCAAUAUUGCUUAAUGGCAACUCCUCAUCGCAAGAACUAGAAAAGUUAUCCGAAGCGGACCGCCUUAAGUUACUCAAACUUCUAAGCCAGAGCAAGACGCCCCUCUGGCUAACAGAAAGCCGUCACUCCAGCCCGCACGACCAAUUAUUCCGAGCAGCCGACUGGAUCACAAGUCUCGGGUAUUCCGCGAGAAAUGGCUUCGCAGUGCACUUUAGGGAACUGGUUGAAGAAGAACUGUUUGAACCUACUUUGAGUUUCUACAUGGCUCUACUCUUCAAGAACCUUGUCGGCGAGCGAGUGCUAAAUGUUGAAAUGGAAGCAUCCCAAGCGGUUCUAUUUGCACAUUGUACGUCGUUACGUCACAAGCCGGUGCCUGGGGCUGUCACUUUGUAUGCCGCGAACAUGGACAGCGCACCUGCGAGGUUUUCCAUUAAGCUGCCGAGACGGGAAGAGGGAGGGGAUAUUAUGCAAUUUAUUUUGAGCCAGGACAAUAGUGGAAAUAUUAUCGUGAACGGCAAAGCAAUGUACCACGAAAGUGACAUCCGACCAAUCGUCAAACGAGUUCGCCCGUAUAGGACUCUAUUGAUCAAUCUGCCAGCCAAAUCCUUCGGGUUCUGGGUCCUGGCUAACACUAAGAUCGAAGCAUGUCAUGAUUACGAAGAUGAUGAUGUCAUAAAAAAUGAAUUGGUUGAAGCCAUGUCACUGGAUAAUGAAAGCGACUCAGAAAACACUGUUAAGAUUAAACGUUCUAUAUUAUCUAACUUGGACGCCGAUGAAAGGAAUUCCAAAGAGGAUAACAGGCAUAACUUGAUUAUGAAUAAAGACUUGAAAAAGAGAGUUAAAAAUCUGAAUAGUAACUUAGACAAUAUGCUUAAGGUAUUUAACAAAAAUUCAGUUUUGAAAAGAAAGAAACGUUUUACAUCUGACGAAGAUCACAGUGAUGUCAAGAAAAAGUUGAGAUACUUGAAGCGUAGACUAGAAGAAAAAUUAGAUGAGAGCCCUAAGUUCGAGGUUUUUCGAAAACUAUUAGGAACGACCAAAAACGAAAAAGUAAAUUAUAGACAUAUAAUAAAGAAAGCGUCCAGAUUUCAUAGAAGUAAUUUUAAUAAAAAAAGUGCUAAAAUUGAAUCUGCUAAGUCAGUUGACGACGAUUCUUUCGAAAGUAAUGUCAAUGAAAAUAAAUCAAGAAAGCGAAGAAGUAUAAGUGAAGAAGAAAAGCACAAUGAACAUAAUAUUAAACAUAAACAUGCGAAAGAGAACUCAGCAGAAAAUGAAAUAGAUUCAGAUUUGAAACAAGCCAAAUUAUGGAAGAUAUUACAUGAAAUACACAAACAGAUGAAAAAAAUUGAAAAUGAAGAUGAUAAAGUGAAUAGUUCUCCAGAUAAUGACAGUGCAGACAUUGAUGAAAGGUCAAAGGAUGAAGGUCAUAUCACAGCAAAGUCAAAAUUAUCAGAUGAUAUAGCAACGACGGCCAUAGAAGAUAAAGAUGAAGCCUUUGCAGGCCAAAAAGUCAUGCUCCCGACCUAA